Molecule: messenger RNA, 949 nt
Organism: Aspergillus ruber CBS 135680
Lineage: Eukaryota; Fungi; Ascomycota; Eurotiomycetes; Eurotiales; Aspergillaceae
Exons: 1
Coding region: 140-664 (174 amino acids)
Source: RefSeq, a predicted model, not a curated record
ACCACAAUGAAUCUUUCCAUUUAGCGACCUGUUUUCUCUCCCUUUCAUAAAUAUCUUCCCUCGGAACUCUUCUCUGUUAGCAACCUUUCUUUUCUCUUCCUCUUUCUAUUCUCCGCUCCUUUUUCCAUCCACACCAACCAUGCUCAGACGCCAUUCAGUCUGCCUCUCCGACAUCCCCUCCUUCGCAGAUCCACUGGAACAGAAUCCCCUGGGCGAAUCCUAUACUCAGACCUCCAAAUACGAAAACCCAGCUGAAGAUACCACCAUCUGGACUAUACGCAAAUCCCCCACUCCGAUGAUGACGGCAACGAUGGAAUCAGCAUCAGCAACACCCGCGAAGCCAGCUACGAACACGAACACGACUACUGCGGAGAACAACGAGCAUGAGAAGCAGCCCCAAGACAAUUCUCAGGCCACGUCAGCGAAGAAGAAGAAGAAAAAUAAGAAGAAGAAGCCCAAAAGUCGGAGUAAGGCAAAGGAUAAGCUGGAGCUGGAGCUGGAGCUGGAGCAGACUGAAGGCAGCACUGUUGAGACUGAGACUGAGAGUCUGUCUCAGCUAGUUCAGCCAAUGCCGCUGGGUACUCCUACGCCGUUCAUCGUCAACAGCGCGAGUUGGCAUAAAGUGGGUGAGGUUUGUUCACUCCUCGCCCUGCAACUUGGUUGAUGGUUUCUGAUUCCUUUAGGUCAAGAAUAAUGAAGAUGGUCUCCAGAAAUUCCUCAGCUCCCAACGUCUCUACGCAGGGGAUAGUGACAGUCCAUCAGUAACCGAGUUGACCCCCUCCACGACGACAGAUGCUACCGUCCGCGCUGCUAGCAUCCAUGGCGACAAACCGGCCCAGCAGGAACGACCACCGGAACAGCCGCAGCAGCAGCCUUACAACGUGCCAGAGCAACCUCCUGUUCCUACUGUCUGUCCUGAACACACACGGAUGCUGUGCCAAUUUGUUCC